AGAAUCAAUUUCAGCCAGCAAGUCAAAACGUCAAAUAUGAACUUAAUGGCUUCGCGUUUAAAGCUGGAACUGCCAACUUCAGAAUCUGCCUUCUCCCAGCUUAUCGGAUGUUGUUUUUAGUUUUUGCGGUGCUAAUUCUCCCCAACAAAGAGCGACCCAACCAAAGUCAUGGGUAGAAAGAGCACUAGCGGAGAUCGCAGCUAUGUUGGGGGUUUCUUCUAUGCAACUCUGCUUCUUUGGUUAGGCUCUGUUUGGUAUUACAUACUAUUCAACGAUCGCCUGGACCUUCUCUUUAUCAUCGCCGGUUCUCUCUUCUACCAAGCAGCUAAUUGGGUCAUACGAGUCGUCUUCUCUCGAGACCCUCUUUUCGUUAACACCUCCGUCUCUCUUCUCCAUUCCACCGCCACGACGGCUUCAGUGAUGUUUAUAUUGUUUAGGCAGUGGUCAAAGAAUGGGUUAAAUGGAAUGUUUGAGCAUUCACAAUUGGUUGAAGGCACAUGGCCAUGGGCUUACGAAGCAUUGUGUUUGUCAUGUGGUUACUUUGCAUAUGAUCAGUGGGAUAUGCUUCGCUACCACUUAUAUAGUGGUUGGAUCCCUUCCAUUCUGGUACAUCAUCUGGUUCUCCUUCUCUGCUUUACACUUGCCCUUUAUCGCAAUGUCACCAUCAACUACCUUAUUCUCACCCUUAUCUGCGAGCUGCAUUCCAUCUUUCUGCAUUUGAGGAAAGUGAGGCGGAUGGCUGGUUUUCGGGAUGUGAAAAGCAAAUAUGUUGAGCUGGAAUGGUUUCUUAAUUGGGGAACCUUCUUUGUGGCGAGGCUUGCACCUCACAUUCUGAUCACAGCCAAGCUGAUAAAAGAUGCUCACAAAUUUGGAAGGGGCGUGGAGCUACCAUUGGCUCUGUUUGGCAUGGCUGGCAUGAAUUUGCUGAAUAUUGGUCUUGGUAUUGAUCUUUUCAAUGCUUUCAAAAGAGAGAGAAAGUCGCAGGGGACUAAUCGGUGUGAAUGAGAGUGAAGCUGGGGACAGAUAAUACCGUCUAAUUUGGAGCAUUUGCCAUUUGUUUUGUUUGUAUUAGAAUAACCUCACCGGAAAAAAAAAAUCAUAGCAAAUGAAGCCGUAUUUGUCAAGAGAAAUUAAUUUCUUCUGCCCAUGUCAUUCAUUGCCAACGUUUGGUGCAAUGCAGUGUCAUACCAUCUGACUUUCCAAAAUUAAAUAGGUCCCACCGGGAGUCGAACCCAGGUCGCUGGAUUCAAAGUCCAGAGUGCUAACCACUACACCAUGGAACCGAUUUGCUUCCUCUUUCAGUAGAUUUUUCAAAAUAUUAUUUUCGUCCAAGUGGAUGUAUAAUGAUCAUCAAAUCUCAUUGAUUUGCAUGUAACUGCCAAGAAAUGUGCACGCAAGUGAAUGGCACAGGUGCGUGCCUGUUUCUUUUGUGUGGAUACUCAUUAUAUGUUGACCCAAAAGAAUGCAUAAACAAGUUCACUUAAAGAGGUCCA
Neltuma alba is the source of this 1493-nucleotide messenger RNA. Its product is annotated as TLC domain-containing protein 2. NCBI's taxonomy places the organism in Eukaryota, Viridiplantae, Streptophyta, Magnoliopsida, Fabales, Fabaceae. The record is from RefSeq and is a predicted model, not a curated record. The transcript is spliced from 3 exons. Gene Ontology annotation, biological process: phospholipid homeostasis; regulation of membrane lipid distribution; plasma membrane organization. Gene Ontology annotation, cellular component: plasma membrane. Bases 169 to 1005 code for a protein of 278 amino acids.